AUGUCUGGUAUGCUUCCAGGAGUUGAAUGUGCUCGAAGAAGACGAUUGCAUAACAAAGCUUCUUCGCGCGAUUCCACCAACCGAUCCUCUCUGUGUUUGUAUUCUACCAGGAAACUUCAAUCCCCUUUGUUGGAAAGAAACAUGGUGAAUCAGACAGACUCAGAUGAGAAUCUGGGAGGAGCAGCACGUGAAGCCAAACGGCGAUUGGAUGAGAAGCUCGCUGGGCUUGUCAAACCAGAAAAUACACCACAAAACAAAGGCUUCUUUUCGAUGUUUUGCCGCAGCAACUCAGAAUCUAGGGAUCUAGGAAAAAUUUAA
Molecule: messenger RNA, 318 nt
Organism: Sphenostylis stenocarpa
Lineage: Eukaryota; Viridiplantae; Streptophyta; Magnoliopsida; Fabales; Fabaceae
Source: the annotation of a GenBank genome assembly